Molecule: messenger RNA, 1212 nt
Organism: Trifolium pratense (red clover)
Lineage: Eukaryota; Viridiplantae; Streptophyta; Magnoliopsida; Fabales; Fabaceae
Product: probable membrane-associated kinase regulator 6
Exons: 2
Coding region: 76-693 (205 amino acids)
Source: RefSeq, a predicted model, not a curated record
AAACCUUUGUCCUUGUUGGUAUAUAUAUAAGUUUUUAUAUUAAUUCAUAACAUCAUUUGCAUUAAACAUUGCAAAAUGGAAACCUCAAUGCCUCUGGCUAGUGAUAGUUUUUCAUAUAGUUGGUUAUCAAACUCUAAUAAACCCCCUCUAGAUUACCUUCAUGAUGAACCACAUAGAGACUCUAUGAGCAGUUUCUAUGGAGACAGUACCUCAAAUAAUAGCCAAAACUUCAAUUUUGAUACUUGUAUCUCUCAAUCAAAUCUUGUUCUUGUUCAUGCUGAUGAAAUUUUCUCUAAUGGUCUUUUAAGGCCAUUUUUUCUUGACCCUUCAAAAGUAGAGGUUUUCUACAAUACUUCAGAUCCUAUUCAAACAAAGAUUGAAACUACUUCUUUAUCUUCUAUAACAUUUUCUACAAGAAGUGUGAAAAGUCAUCAUCAUGGUUUUCUUAUAAGAUUGAGAAAAUCAACAUGGAGAACUUUGGUACAAUUUUUUAAGUAUUUCAACCAAUUAAGGCAGAAAAUGGAGAGGUCAAGGAAAAGUACCAAAGUUGAUGAUAUUGAUAAGACAGAUUGGUUAGUUAAAAGCUUGAGCAAUUCACAUAAAGCAUAUCUUAUUGGUGAUUUUCAUGUUGAACAUGAUGAUAGCUCUAUUUAUGAAGCAGUUCUCCAUUGCAAAAAGUCAAUAGGAAAAUGAUCCUUAGGUGAAGAGGAGAGUUGUAGGAGGAAGUGGUAGGCACCUAAAAAUGUUUUGCACCUGAUUGAGCAUUCCAUUUUUUUCUUGGUGUAGAUUCUCUCUGCUGAGAUAUUUGUCUUCUCUUUUUUUUUUUAACCCUCUGGUUCUUAGGGAGAGGGAGUCCCUUCAGAGUUAGGUUGGGAGGUAAAUAAUGUCUGACCAAUAAUUGUUUUCAUCAGGAAUUGAACACGAAUUUGUCUUCUCUUUUGAAUGUUAUAUAUAUGUGAAGACAAUUUCCCCUUUCCUUCUUUUUUAUAUAUCAUAAUGUUGGUCAAAUUUUUGGUGAUUAUUCUCAAGAUCAUGAAGGUUUUUAGCUGAAGGUUUUUGGAUUCUUCUGUACACAGUCUCUGCCAAAAGAAAACAGGGUGACAAAUUUGAAUAUCAACAUAAAGAAUAUCAGUUUGUAGCUAAUAAAGAAAUCUAAAAGGCUUUCACAAGGUCCUUGUAUUUUCUUUCUUAAAUAGUACUCAUUUGUAUGGU